Messenger RNA from Dicentrarchus labrax (European seabass), 6000 nucleotides. Its product is annotated as aconitate hydratase, mitochondrial. The transcript has 18 exons. The coding region runs from base 54 to 2399 and encodes 781 amino acids. Lineage: Eukaryota; Metazoa; Chordata; Actinopteri; Moronidae. Gene Ontology annotation, biological process: tricarboxylic acid cycle. The record is from RefSeq and is a predicted model, not a curated record. Gene Ontology annotation, cellular component: mitochondrion; cytosol. Gene Ontology annotation, molecular function: aconitate hydratase activity; 4 iron, 4 sulfur cluster binding.
CUUAAGCCGGUGACGUCACUUCAGGGCGACAAUCAUCUUUGUCAGUGAACAAAAUGGCGUCUUACUGUUUGACUGUCACUAGGCUACGGUUGGUCCUUGGAACCGGGACAAGGCGAAUUCAUGUCUCUACAGCCUUCAGCGCCAAGGCCAAGGUGGCCAUGAGCCGCUUUGAGCCUGGCUCCAGCAUUAACUAUGAGAAGAUGCAUGAGAACAUCAACAUUGUACGCAGGAGGCUCAGCAGGCCUCUCACUCUGUCAGAGAAGAUUGUGUACGGUCACCUGGAUGACCCAGCUGGGCAGGAGAUCGACCGCGGCCGCACCUAUCUGCGUCUGCGUCCAGACCGUGUGGCCAUGCAGGAUGCUACAGCUCAAAUGGCAAUGCUUCAGUUCAUCAGCAGUGGUCUGCCCACGGUGGCGGUUCCCUCCACCAUCCACUGUGAUCAUCUGAUUGAGGCUCAGAUUGGAGGGGUACAGGACCUGCAGAGGGCUAAGGACAUAAAUGAGGAAGUGUACAACUUUCUUGCAACUGCUGCUGCUAAAUAUGGAGUUGGCUUCUGGAAACCUGGAUCAGGGAUCAUUCAUCAGAUCAUCCUGGAGAAUUAUGCCUAUCCUGGGGUGAUGCUGAUUGGUACAGACUCCCACACUCCCAAUGGUGGUGGCCUGGGUUCAAUCUGUAUUGGAGUGGGUGGAGCUGACGCCGUGGAUGUCAUGGCUGGAAUCCCUUGGGAGCUCAAGUGUCCAAAAGUGAUUGGAGUGAAGCUGACAGGAACCUUGUCUGGUUGGACCUCUCCGAAGGAUGUCAUCCUGAAGGUGGCUGGCAUCCUGACUGUGAAGGGCGGCACUGGAGCCAUUGUGGAGUAUCAUGGGCCUGGAGUUGACUCCAUCUCCUGCACUGGAAUGGCCACUAUCUGCAACAUGGGUGCUGAGAUUGGAGCCACCACGUCCAUUUUCCCCUACAACCACCGCAUGAAGACGUACAUGGAGAAAACUGGCCGUGGAGAGAUUGCCACUGUGGCUGAUCUGUUCAAAGAUGACUUGGUCCCAGAUAAAGGCUGUGAAUACGACCAGGUCAUUGAAAUUAACCUGAGCGAGUUGAAGCCCCACAUCAACGGACCGUUCACCCCUGACCUGGCCCACCCUGUGUCUGAUAUUGGGGCUAUAGCUAAGAAGAGUGGCUGGCCCCUUGAGGUUAAAGUUGGUCUGAUCGGCAGCUGCACUAACUCGAGCUACGAGGACAUGGGCAGAGCGGCCUCUCUGGCCAAGCAGGCUCUGGAUAAAGGUCUGAAGUGCAAGGCCCAGUUCACAGUCACCCCAGGAUCUGAACAGAUCCGCGCCACUAUCGAAAGGGAUGGAUAUGCCAAGAUCUUGAGUGAUGUUGGUGGGAUUGUACUGGCCAAUGCUUGUGGACCCUGCAUCGGACAGUGGGACAGGAAGGAUGUGAAAAAAGGAGAGAAGAAUACUAUUGUCACAUCCUUCAACAGAAACUUCACUGCCAGGAAUGAUGCUAACCCAGCUACUCAUGCUUUUGUCACCUCUCCUGAGAUUGUCACCGCCUUGGCCAUCGCCGGGACCCUCGACUUCGACCCAGAGACAGACUAUCUGACCACUCCUAGCGGAGAGAAGUUCAAGCUGGAGCCGCCCACCGGUGACGAGCUGCCCUCCAGAGACUUCGACCCGGGCCAGGACACCUACCAGCACCCCCCAGCCGAGGGCGGCUCAGUCAAGGUGAACGUGAGCCCCUCCAGCAACCGUCUGCAACUACUGGAGCCCUUCGACAAGUGGCAUGGAAAAGACCUGGAGAACAUGAGGGUCCUGAUUAAGGUGAAAGGAAAGUGCACCACUGACCACAUCAGUGCUGCCGGCCCCUGGCUGAAAUUCCGCGGCCACCUGGACAACAUCUCCAACAAUCUGCUCAUCGGUGCAGUCAACAUUGAGAAUGACGCCGUCAACAAGAUCAAGAACCAGCUGACAGGAGAGUACGGAGGUGUGCCAGACGUGGCUCGCUACUACAAAGCCAAUGGAGAGAGCUGGGUGGUGGUUGGAGACGAGAACUACGGAGAAGGGUCCAGCAGAGAGCAUGCUGCCCUGGAGCCACGACACCUUGGAGGACGCGCCAUCAUCGUCAAGAGCUUUGCCAGAAUCCAUGAGACUAACCUGAAGAAGCAGGGCCUGCUGCCUCUGACUUUUGCCGACCCCAAGGACUACGACAAAAUUCGCCCUGAUGACAAGAUUUCGAUCACUGGGCUGAAGUCCUUUGCUCCCGGCAAGCCUGUGACAGCUGUGAUCAAGCACAGCGAUGGCAACCAGGAUUCCAUUUCUCUCAACCACACCUUCAAUGAGACGCAGAUCGAGUGGUUCCAGGCUGGCUCCGCCCUCAACAGGAUGAAGGAGCUCCAGUAAUUGGUGGGAGAGGUGGGAGGCAGGGCCUGUAGGGGCCACUGAGGGGCCUUGGCACGGGUUAAAAAGGGGAGUAGUGUGGGCCUAGAGAGGGGCUUUGCAAAGAGGAAGAGACAAUGUGAACGGUAGAUGAUGACCAGUCUUUUUGGUGUUCAUGUUGGUUUAGGGACAACUGUCUUUAUGCUCGCUGAAAGAAAGAACUUACACACACACAAGGUCGCUGUACAGAUGAAAAGCGCACACACACAUACACACACAAGCACGCACUUGCACAGACAGGAUUACUGUGAAAGCACUCCCACAGCAGCAUCACUCGCACUGGCAGCACUCCUCAGUUUAACAUCCAAUUUGUCGAGCUUAUUUGUUCACUGAGUGUAACCCUGUAGCUAGAUAUUUUCCUAAUUUUGUGACAGAUUGGUAUCACUAUUUUAUUUUUCUAAUGUGGAUGUUGUUAGAUUCAGUCGUUUCGAGCUUCCCCUUAGAGAAACAGACUUAUUGGAAGCAUUAAAAUAAAGGAUUAUUCAUUAUCAACCUCAUAUUUAAUGAUGUACCUAGCAGUAUACAGACCUGAUUCAGACCCUGAAUUAAUGAAGUUAGAUACAGAAUAUCAUUAAAGUAAAAUUGGUGAAGCAGUGACAAUUUAACAGCUUCAUGCUUUAAUAUCUUUAACUGCAUUAUACCUCCUCUUUAAUGUUUAUCUCAGUAGUUUCCAUCCAAACAGCUCAAUAAGCUGAAUGAGUUGUUCAACUCAUGAAUGUAUUUUUCCUUCAUUAUGUCCAGACCUGUCAACUGAAGAGCAUCUUUUCCACAUGUUAUCAAUCAUUAUGAUGCACCAAAUGGAGAUGAACUCCUCUAGUCAUGCUUCAGUUUCCUCCUGCAGUGGGCUGAUGGGUUUGUUGCUUUCUGACUCCGUUAUUGACUUGAACAAUUGUUUCCUCACUCAUUGUAGAUUGGAGCCACACUGUAAACAAUCUACCACGCGCACCUAUUUACUGUAGGCAGCAUCACUAACAUCCCAUCAGCCCGUGUGCUGUCAGGGCACAACUGCAGUCCAGCCGUACCCCACUCAGUCUGAUAUCUUUCAUACUGUUGUUGUUGCACCCUGAGCAUUACACAGACUGUGGUUCACUCCUGUACAUUUCAGCCAACAUGUGAGUCUGUGUUCACUCCCUGCUGUUCUUCCAGUGCUUGCUUGCUCAUACUCUUGUCUUUUUGCAUGACAUAACACCCCAUUGUGUGAAAACUUUCCUGUGUGAUUGUCUGGGACAACAAACCACAACACAUACUGCUAUUGUGUUGGUGCUAGGCUUGCCAUUUUUUCUUUCCAUCUGUGUUUUGUCCUGUGUGUGAGAUGCCUGAUUUUGUUUUUAUCAGGUUAACAUUGGGCUGUGUUGACAUCUGUCUGUCCCUCUUUGCUCAUCCUGUCUCUUUUUGCUCUCACCAGGCUGGAUCAUGCAGUCCAAACCACAACCUAAUAUGUUUGCGGAAAAUAGGCUGUAAUCAGAUUUAUAUUGCUAGACACUGAAGCUGCGCUGGGCAAGAUUUUUAAUGUAAAUCCUCUUGUAGUGUAUAGAUACGGGAAAUCUUCUGUCCCCAUAUGAAAUUGCAGCGUAACAGUAUAAUGAAACUGCUGUGAUCUUGCUCUACGUUUCUUUAGUAGUAAAUCCACUGGAAUAAAGCUCCACAGGUCAGUUGGUUGUCCUGUUCGGACGCUAUGUUAUCGCUGUUUCUCUAUUAAAUCUCAGUGUGUCAGUUAGUCCUCACUGUCAUCUGGAGCUGCCAGUGUGUGAAAUUGCCUCGUUUGGCUGUAAUGGGAGAUGACAGGCUGUGUUUGUUUUUGAGUUGAAUGUUUUUUCAGGUUGAGGUUUGGUCCACCAUAGCAUGAGAAGGCCUGCUGUCUUCUUACACAAACAUACGCACAAUCUAGUGUCCAGAUGCCUGUACACUAGCACUUUGUAGAGUUAGGAAAGUAGUUUUAGGUGUGCUUUGCCACGUUUCCUUUAUCUUUUAAUCUUCAGUGGAGAUCUCUGUUGUGUGUGAUUCUAUAGGACUGACAUACAACUCAUAAUAUUCAUGACUGAUACACAAGUAUUCAGACUGUAGAAAAAUUAGACUCAAGAUCAUUCUUGUAUUAAGUUUGGUAUAAACCAGAGUCUUGCAAUGAUGUAUACCUAGUGUGUGCCACUGAAACAGUGUGGUUAUAUAUUUUUGCGCGCUUAGAGACAUUUGAGGUAAUUGCUUCUAUGUUUUAUGUGGGAGUACUGCUUGUCCUCUGUGUUCUGUUCUCAUCAUCAUCCAGAAACUGUAUAAAUCCGUAAAUUCUGUUUUCUAAAAAGUAAAAGCUUUGGUUCAAUAAUUACAGUUCCUGAGAUAAAUCCCCAUGUACUAAAGGUUACUGAGUUUGGACCUGUGUGUAAAUGAUGUGAUAUAAAGCUGCGAUUUGUAUAAGGAUGUGUAAAUAAGUAAUAAAUCAUUAUAUAGAUAUAAAUAUAUAUAUAUAAAGAAAGAGAGCGCGAGAGCAAUUAAUAUGCUGUAUGCUGCCUGUUUUAUUGAGAACUGUCAACUCUGUUUGUGACCUCUUGUUACAUGAUGUCAUGAUUAAGAGUCCUCCCUGUAGUCUUCAUUAAACUGUAGCUCCUGUAAUACAGUGGCUUCACAAACCAGUUGAAAUGUGGAUUGUGGGUUAAAUUGAAGCACAGAUAUUGAAUUGUAGCUGUUGGUUGCUGCUGGGCUUUGACAGUGAAAACUAACGUGUUGUUUUUAAGAAGGUGACUCUUGAGGGCUUUGUGUAUUUUUAUUUUCCUUUUCUUUUUUGUUCAAAUUGUUUUCAAGGCCAGAUAUUAUUUAAAAUAGCAGCAACCCAAUUCUAAAGACUUGGACAUUAAUGACUCCAUACAGGUCUUAUCUGUUCAUGUACUCAUUAUGUUUUCUGCCCUCAUUAAGUCCCGCACUUUGAUGGUUAAACACUCCUCAUCAGUGUCAUCAGAUUUACUGCCAAAGAUGCCUAAUGAAAAUACUGAGAUGUUAAGAAAUGAUGGUUAUCCGUAAGUUGUGUUUGAAAAAUCAACCAUUAUUACGUGACCUUUCAAACCAAUCACUAUGUCCAUAAUUAUUUGAUUAUGCACAGGGUCUUGUUUCCUACAGGAUUCACCAGGAUCAAUUUUUAUUUUUAAAACAUCAAAAUACCGAUUCAUUUGAUCAUCCUUUUAAACGUAUUCAUAUUCAAACAUACAUACAGCCGCUUGUGAAGCAGGUUUGCUUCUGCUGUGAUGUAAAAUAAGGCUUUCUUGUUCACUGGUUCAGGCCUUUGAGUUUAAAUGCGCUACUGUAAAGUGAUAAAUCAAAUGAUGUUGUUCAUGAAGGCAUUGUGUGGUGGCAUGCCUAUUGUGUCAUUUUGUACUCAGGUGAGCUCUGUCUGGUCAAGCUUCCUCCGAUGUGUUUGAAAUUAACGUUUCAACAUGCUUCAUUUGUUCAGAUACCGCACAUAAAAAAUGGAAUAUGAGCAGAUGUUUUCUCAUAGUGAUGAUCCACUCAAACUCCUGUUUCAGCAUUAAACUUGAUUUUGUAAAAGUAGAUGAUAAAUUAAUAAAGCUAAAAUUCUGAA